Messenger RNA from Kwoniella botswanensis, 981 nucleotides. RefSeq lists its product as uncharacterized. Gene Ontology annotation, cellular component: mitochondrial nucleoid; mitochondrial chromosome. NCBI's taxonomy places the organism in Eukaryota, Fungi, Basidiomycota, Tremellomycetes, Tremellales, Cryptococcaceae. Bases 1 to 981 code for a protein of 326 amino acids. Gene Ontology annotation, biological process: interstrand cross-link repair; recombinational repair. Gene Ontology annotation, molecular function: single-stranded DNA binding. The transcript is spliced from 5 exons. The record is from RefSeq and is a predicted model, not a curated record.
AUGCCAGUCAUUGCAUCUUCUAUCCGACUCGGUCUUGCCCCUCGAUCUCUCAGUUACAGAUCACUAUCCACCUUCUCUCCCUCACUAGCAGCAGCAGCGUCCUCUCCCGCUCCAACUACCAGUCGAUACGUUAGAAAGACAGCUGUACCUAUCAAACCAUCAUCAGCCAAAGCUACCUCAAGUACCAGUACCAGCAAAACAUCCAAAUUCAACCCUACCCCUACACCAACCCCCCCAUCACAAUCGGCGAAUUCAGAGAUAUACGAUGAUUUCCCUGAUGAUUUCCCUCUACCUUCCAAUGAACCUAUAAUAGAUGAUUAUUCUCAUUUGGCCCCUUCUCCCACCAAAGCAACUCCUACCGCUUCACCACCUCUGACGAACCUUCCAGGAGACAAUUACACGCCUUUACCCUCUGCUGGAGGGAUAACGGGUGAAGCUCCAGUGGGAGAGGGGAACGACUGGUCGUCUUCUUUUGCGGGAUUGAGCGAACGUCCGUUCCCUAAAGAGGUUGCUAAUGAGUUGUUGAGGGAGUUGAGACCUGAAGAUGUCGAGAUCAAACCUGACGGUCUGCUCUAUCUCCCCGAAAUAAAAUACCGACGUACACUGAACGCAGCGUUCGGUCCAGGAGGAUGGGGUCUGGCACCUAGGGGAGAAACCAAUGUUGGACCUAGGAUAGUCAGUAGGGAAUGGGGAUUGGUAUGUUUAGGAAGACUCGUAUCGAUAGCUAGAGGUGAACAGGAAUACUUUGAUCCAUCGGGUAUACCCACUGCUACAGAGGCAUGUAAGAGUAAUGCUCUGAUGAGGUGCUGUAAGGAUCUGGGUAUAGCAAGUGAAUUAUGGGAUCCAAGCUUCAUUAGAGAAUUCAAAGCGAAGUAUUGUAAAGAAGUGUAUGUCGAACAUGCAACUACUAAGAAGAAGAAGAAGCUAUGGAGAAAGACUAAGGGACCCAAAUUCGAGUACCCAUGGAGGGAAGGUGCAUAG